Acyrthosiphon pisum (pea aphid) is the source of this 1250-nucleotide messenger RNA. Its product is annotated as tetra-peptide repeat homeobox protein 1-like. The record is from RefSeq and is marked provisional. Lineage: Eukaryota; Metazoa; Arthropoda; Insecta; Hemiptera; Aphididae.
AGUUCACUCCAACGAUCCAUCGCAGUCUCCGAUACAAAAUACAAAUUGUACAGCUAUAUCGUCUCGUCUGCAACUAAACCACCACCAUGGCUCAAUUUAAGGCAUGCAUCGUCGGUCUGGCAUUGAUCGGUCUCUGUGUGGCUGAUACAGUCAAGACUACUGACACCAAGACCGCUAACAAACGUAGCGCCGAUUUGUCUUACGGUCUCCCGUCUGCGUACUCCGGCUUAUCUUCCAGCUACGGAUCUGGCUACGGUCUAUCUUCCGGUUACGGUUCCGGUUACGGUCUGUCUUCCGGCUACGGUUCUGGUUAUGGUUUGUCUUCCGGCUACGGUUCGGGAUACGCAUCCCAUGCAGUACCAGUCAAAGUGAGCCAGUCCGACCAGGUGGUUCCCGUGUCCGUGCCACAACCGUACGCCGUGCCAGUCACCCGUCACGUGCCAGUGUCCGUGCCACACCCCGUGCCAGUGUCCGUGCCAAGAGCCGUCCCGGUCAGCGUACCACACCCAGUCCCGGUCACCGUCGACCGCCCAUACCCCGUUGAUGUACCACGCAGCGUGCCAGUCAGCGUGCCACACCCAGUCCCAUACCCAGUCAACCGCCCAGUGCCAUACACCGUCCCACAACCGUACCCAGUCGAAAUCCAACAACACGUGCCAGUCUCCAUCCCAACUCCCGUCAUCGCACCGUCUUACGGAUACUCUGGCGCUUCAUCAUACGGAUCUCUGGGAUACUCUGGCGCUUCAUCAUACGGAUCUCUAGGAUUAUCUGGCGCUUCAUCAUACGGAUCUCUGGGAUACUCCGCUCCGUCCUACGGAUCUUCAUACGGAUACUCUGCUCCAUCAUACGGAUCUUCAUACGGAUACUCUGCUCCAUCAUACGGAUCUUCAUACGGAUACUCCGCUCCGUCUUACGGAUCUUCCUUCGGAUCUUCCUAUGGAUCUCACGGACUCUCAUCCCUGUCCUCUUACAGUGGAUCGUCGCUGUCCGGUUUGUCUUACGGACACGGUCACUCCGACGAAUACAAGAAAUAAAAACCGUGACAUCGCGUCCGACAAUGCUCUAUUACAAUAUGCAACCGCGCCGAAUCCGAAACCCACACAAAAUCUCAUUCGUCGCACCCACCAGCAACCGUCACCGUCUAACGCAGUACAAUUUUAACACUGUCUGCAUUAAAUCAUAUUAUUAUAAUUUUAUACUGACGUAUAUAUAAAUGUAUAUAUUAUAUUAUAUUAUAUAAACUGACUGGA